GAAGAUGCCUGGGGGUCUGCGAGCCCGCCCAGGUCUGCCUGCCCCCCUCCUCCCCUUCUUCCUGCUGUUCCUGGCCUGCCUCGGCCCCGAGUGCCAGGCCCUGUGGAUAAAGGACGGCCCACCAUCUGUGACCGUCAGCCUGGGGGACGAGGCCAAGCUCCUGUGCGAAAACAACGGCAGCAACAGCGCCAACAUCACCUGGUGGCGCGUCGGGCAGGGCAACUGCACGUGGCCGCGCUCCUACGUGGGCCAGGCCUCCACCGAGAACAACGGUACCUGGAUCAUCCACAAGGUGGAAAAGAGCCACAGCGGCAUGUACCAGUGCAGCGUGACAGACGGGGACAUGGUGCGGCACUCCUGCGGCACCUACCUCCGAGUGCGCGAGCCACCCCCCAGACCCUUCCUGGACAUGGGCGAGGGCACCAAGAACCGCAUCAUCACAGCCGAGGGCAUCAUCUUGCUGUUCUGUGCCGUGGUGCCCGGGACGCUGCUGCUGUUCAGGAAGCGCUGGCAGAACGAGAAGUUCGCAGUGGACGCCCAGGACGACUACGAAGAUGAGAAUCUGUACGAGGGCUUGAAUCUGGACGACUGCUCCAUGUACGAGGACAUCUCCCGGGGCCUGCAGGGCACCUACCAGGACGUGGGCAGCCUGCACAUCGGGGACGUGCAGCUCGAGAAGCCGUGA
This is a messenger RNA of Lepus europaeus (European hare), 685 nucleotides long. RefSeq names its product CD79a molecule (gene CD79A). Bases 5 to 685 code for a protein of 226 amino acids. The transcript is spliced from 5 exons. The record is from RefSeq and is a predicted model, not a curated record. Gene Ontology annotation, cellular component: external side of plasma membrane; membrane; B cell receptor complex. Gene Ontology annotation, biological process: B cell receptor signaling pathway; B cell differentiation. Lineage: Eukaryota; Metazoa; Chordata; Mammalia; Lagomorpha; Leporidae. Gene Ontology annotation, molecular function: transmembrane signaling receptor activity.